Messenger RNA from Engraulis encrasicolus (European anchovy), 1697 nucleotides. RefSeq names its product steroid 17-alpha-hydroxylase/17,20 lyase. Gene Ontology annotation, biological process: hormone biosynthetic process; progesterone metabolic process. Gene Ontology annotation, molecular function: heme binding; iron ion binding; steroid 17-alpha-monooxygenase activity. The record is from RefSeq and is a predicted model, not a curated record. Bases 1 to 1491 code for a protein of 496 amino acids. Lineage: Eukaryota; Metazoa; Chordata; Actinopteri; Clupeiformes; Engraulidae. The transcript is spliced from 9 exons.
AUGGGCUUCGCCCUGCUUCUGGUGGGACUAGCUGCGCUGAUCGCACUGCUGAGGUGGCUUCUGGGAUUUCUCCGCUCCUCUUCCUCCUCCUCCUCCUCUUCCAGUGGCGGAAUACCUUGUCUGCCCCGCGUGCCACUGCUUGGUAGCCUGCUGAGUCUGCGCUCGGAGCUGCCUCCCCACCUGCUCUUCACGCGCUUCACGGAGACCUACGGCAGGCUGUACGCCCUGUACCUGGGACCUCACCUGGCCCUGGUGGUCAACGACUACAGCCACGCCAGAGAGGUGCUGCUGGCCAAGGGGAAGGAGUUCGCCGGCCGACCGUACAUGGUGACUACGGAGCUGUUGACUCGUGGUGGUAAGGACAUCGCCUUUGCAGACUACAGUCCCCUGUGGAGGAACCAGCGCAGGCUGGUGCACAGCGCCUUCAGCCUCUUUGGGGAGGGCUCCAGCAAGCUGCAGACCAUUGUGUUGGAGGCAGCAGACUGCCUGGUCGAGGAGCUCCUGUCCCUCAGAGCUCAGGGUGUGGACCCGGCGCCUGCCAUCCUCAGGGCGGUGACCAACGUGGUGUGCAGGCUGGUGUUCAGUGGCAACUAUCGCCCCGGCGACCCCGAGCUGCAGGAGGUCAUGGACUACAACGACGGCAUCGUCCAGACCAUCGCCCGCGGCGACCUGGUCGACAUAUUCCCCUGGCUACGGGUCUUCCCUAACAAGGAUUUGAAGAAAUUGAAAGCAUGUGUGAAAGUCAGAGACACUCUACUGACCAGAAAACUUGAAGAGCACAAGGAGAGUCUGACCCCAGGUGACCCUCGCGACCUAUUGGACGCUUUGCUGGAGGGGCGGGGCUCCGACAGAGACGUUGGCCUAUCAGACGACCACGUGCUGAUGACAGCGGCGGAAGCCUUUGGGGCAGGAGUGGAGACCACCUCCACCACUAUACUGUGGGCUAUCGCCUUCCUACUGCACCACCCAGAGGUGCAGGAGCGUGUGCAGGCUGAGCUUGACGAGUGUGUGGGUGCAGAGCGGGCCCCAUUGCUAAGCGACCGGACGCGUAUGCCCGUGCUGGACGCCGUGAUGAGCGAAGUGAUGAGGAUACGGCCUGUUAGCCCUCUGCUAAUACCACACGUAGCCAUGCAGGAUACCAGUAUCGGCGGACAUCCUGUUGCCAAGGGAACGCGAGUGCUGGUGAACAUGUGGGCCAUCCACCAUGACCCUCAGCAGUGGGAACAACCAGACACUUUCAGACCAGACCGUUUCCUUGACGACUCGGGCCAGAGGGUGAUUCCGCCCUCUUUCCUGCCCUUUGGGGCGGGGCCUCGGGUCUGCGUCGGCGAAUCGCUGGCCAGGAUGGAGCUCUUCCUGUUCAUGUCCCGCCUCCUGCAGCGCUGUCAGCUCAGUGCGCCGCGCGGGGCCUCCCUGCCUGACCUGCAGGGGCGAUACGGGGUCGUGCUACAGCCACCAAAGUACACAGUCACCAUCAAGGCCCGAAACUGACACUGAGGGUGUGUGUGUGUCUGUGUCUGAGUGUGUGCGUGUGCGUGUCCGUAUCAGUAAAAUAUAAUAUUCUGUCGGUGAAGAAUAGUGUGUGUGUGUUUACGUAGAAAGCAUGCAUGUGCCAAGCGUGUCUGGGACAAGGCAGUCUAAAUACUGUGUGUACAAUAAAGCAUGUGCGUGUGUGUGCGUGUGUUUGUGUGUGUGUG